Molecule: messenger RNA, 2076 nt
Organism: Penicillium riverlandense
Lineage: Eukaryota; Fungi; Ascomycota; Eurotiomycetes; Eurotiales; Aspergillaceae
Product: stress-regulated transcription factor RPN4
Exons: 1
Coding region: 1-2076 (691 amino acids)
Biological process (GO): regulation of transcription by RNA polymerase II
Cellular component (GO): nucleus
Source: RefSeq, a predicted model, not a curated record
AUGCUUAUGCACCCACGUAAGGGUCUCAUCACCGAUCCGGCAUACUUCUCCAACCCACAAGACAUCAUCAUACAAGACGACCAGUUCCCACCCGACUUUCUACCUGACUACCAAACCCACUGCUUCCAGAAGCAGUCUUUCCAGAGCCAGCCGGACGUCCAGGUUGCGUCUCCGCCGUCUUCCGCCGCAUCGUCACCGUCUUUCUCCCCGACUUUCUCGAUUCCUUAUCAAGCGACGGCGGAGGGGGCCCCAUCUAUGACCCCCGCUCCCUCAUACAACCCGUCUCUCGACAUUCAGUCCUCGUCGCCCGCCUCGCAGCAGUAUUACCCCCAGUACUACUCAUCAACGCCCAUGUUAGCUCAGCAACCCAUCGCCAGCAACCAGGGUUGGGACAGCAACUUGCAACUGCUGAGCCCUGCGCGCAUCUACGCCGGCGUGCAGAAGAAGACCUCUCCCAGCUCCAACUCAUCCCGCUCGGCACCGUCGUCGGUCCACUCACACUCUCCUGCCAACGGUCACGCCCAUCGGCGCUCUCUCAGCUCCUCGAAGCCGCUGCCGACACCGGACCAGACUCCCGUGCAGAAUAACUUCCUUGCCGCGCCCUUCCAGAACUACGACCUCUCCUACCAAGAUGGCAACAAUGCAGAGGCUGAGUUUGCUAUGAGAAAGGCUAUUCUGGAGCAGCAACAGAAGCAACAGCAACAACAGCAGCAGCAACAACCACAGCAGCAGCGGUCUUCGCCGCAGCAGCAGCAGAACAGCGACUACUCACUGGCCCCGUCAGUAUCAACCCUGAGCCGUAACUCCCCAGUGACGCCACAGACCAGCUUGGAUGAGAUUGACGACCUUUCCAAGUCGAUGACCAAUGGUAUGAAUUCUGACGUUGACCGGUGGAUGGACGAUUACUUACAAUUUGAAGAUUACAACGUCAAUGGUAACAUGCCAGUUGGAAUCCCCAAGCUGAACCGAACCAUCUCCGAUAUCUACCAAGACGAGCUCUACAACCCGACCGCCCUCAUGGCUACCUCUCAGAUGUCCAAGCCGGCGGGCCAGCAGAACCUCCUCAACCCGUACCGCAAUGUCUUCGCCGACCGACUCCAGGCGGCAAAUCAGGGCCACAUGUCCGCCCAAGCGCAACCGCGCGAGCGCUCACCCUUCCGCGCGAGUUCGCCAUUUGCCGGUGACAUGAGUCUCCAGCAGUCUCAGAUGGCCACCAGCAACCCCAUGACGCAGAGUGUGAGCAUGGGUCCAACGCCCUCGGCCACGACCGAGCCCAAGACCAUGUCCCCCAAGGAUGCGCUCUUGGAUCUGCACCAGGAGGAUGACACGACCAUGCCGCCUCUCUUCCCUCCGACCCAGUCUGAUUUCAACCUGGGUGACACGCUCGGCCUGCGUCGCGAAAGCUCGUCUUCGAUGCGCCCGCAGCAGAACUUCACGUCCAUGGAGGCCUUCCCCAGCCAGUACACGACCAUGGCGCCGACAAUGCAGCAGCCCGCGUUCAACUUUGUCCAACCGCAGGUUCAACGCCCGCAUCGCAACAGUCUGCUGCAAGACUUCCCCUCCUCGAUUACGCGCUUCGAGUCUUCUGGCAGCAGCGAUUUGCACCCUACAAACGAACUCUCGCCUGUCAAGAUGAUGCCCGAGGGGCUUACCCGUCCGGAGAACACCUCGUCCGAUGCGGGAACCUACACCUGCACCUACCACGGCUGUUCGCUGCGCUUCGAGACCCCCGCCAAGCUUCAGCGACACAAGCGCGAUGCGCACCGGCAAACUACGCCCGGCGGCCACCUGAUCAGCCGGGAUACGGCGUCGCUCCGCAACUCGCAGGCGGGACCUCACAAAUGCGAGCGGAUGAAUCCGUCUACGGGCAAGCCGUGCAACUCGGUCUUUUCACGACCCUACGAUCUUACGCGCCACGAGGACACCAUCCACAACGCCCGCAAGCUCAAGGUGCGCUGCCAUCUGUGCACGGAAGAGAAGACCUUCUCGCGGAACGAUGCUCUGACGCGGCACAUGCGGGUGGUGCACCCGGAAAUCGAUUGGCCGGGCAAGCAGCGAAGGAGUCGCCGAGACUGA